ACGAAGGAGUCAGAAACCCAAGUUACCCAACUAGUCACACUAACAACAGACCCAAUUGUGGGACGAGCAGGUCUCUCUCCGGCCACCGUCCGGCGACAAUGUUACAAUUUCCGGGUUUCAUGAAACAGUACCCAUGGUCGACCAGGACAAUUCCGACGUCGUUUCUGCUGCCGUCUCAAUGGCCCCAACCCCACAGCGAAGAGCUCCUCCUCGCCAUGGAGGAAGCCGAUUACGACGAAAAGUGUAAUGAAAUCCGAAAGAGCCACAGCCACCGGAUUAUGAUUGGGAAACCAACUGUUGAUGUUGAUAAGGAAGACUAUGAUAAUGAUGCUGACGAUGACGACGUGGACAAUGCAGAGGAUUCUGAGGGCGAAGAGUUUGAGCAGGAAACUGGUUGAACAUGCCAAACCCCCAUCUUCUGUUUUUGGUUGGACAAUUAUAAACCUUCUCAUGAUAUGGCAUUGAAUUAUGAAUGCGUUUGUUCCAUGCUCUUUUUCUGGAUAGUGUGUGUUCCAUAUUCUCUUAAACAUAUAUGAAAAUAAACUCCAAGGAAUUAUUUAAUUUGCUUGAGUUUCAAGUUA
Molecule: messenger RNA, 581 nt
Organism: Fragaria vesca subsp. vesca
Lineage: Eukaryota; Viridiplantae; Streptophyta; Magnoliopsida; Rosales; Rosaceae
Exons: 2
Coding region: 99-398 (99 amino acids)
Biological process (GO): regulation of mitotic cell cycle spindle assembly checkpoint
Cellular component (GO): anaphase-promoting complex
Source: RefSeq, a predicted model, not a curated record